AUGUAUGUUUGUCUUGGUGCACUGAAGAAGGGAUUUAAAGCAGGUUGUAGGUCAUUGAUAGGACUAGAUGGUUGUCAUCUGAAGAGUCCUUAUGGAGGUCAACUUUUGUCAGCGGUUGGAGUGGAUGCUAACAACAGUACUUGGGUAGUUGGUUAUGCAAUGGUGGAGCAGGAGUGUAAGGAUAGUUGGAUAUGGUUUCUGGAGUUGUUGGCUAAUGACUUGGACAUUAGGAGUGAUGGAGCUAGGUGGACGUUUAUAUCUGAUAAACAAAAGGGCCUUUUACCAGCAUUUGAGGUGGUUUUUCCAAGUGCGGAGCACAGGUUCUGUGUAAGACAUUUAUGGCCGAAUUUCAACAAGAAGUUUCCAGGGAAAGCUUUGAAGGACCAAUUAUGGGCCAUCGCAAAGUCAACCACAAUGGCUUACUUUACUAAGGAGAUGAGCCUGAAAGACCUGCACUGGUCUAGGUCACAUUUCAACACAGUGCUUAAAUGUGACAUUCUACUCAACAAUCUCAGUGAAAGCUUCAAUGCCUUCACACUGCCCGCAAGAGUCAAACCUGUAAUCAGCAUGUUUGAGGAAAUGAGGAUCAAGUUGAUGAAGAGGAUUCACAUUAGGAGGGACAAGAUGAUGAAGGUUCAGGAUACCAACUGCCCCAAACCAAGAGAAAUACUGGAGAAGAACAAAGUGAAAGUUGCCACAGACUGCAUCCCAUUUGGCUCAGGAAGCUCAAAAAUCGAAGUGGAAAGCAUUGGAGGAGCAAGAUAUAUAGUUGAUAUUGAGAGAAGGAGUUGUGCUUGUAGGAGAUGGGAUUUGAGUGGGAUCCCUUGCAAACAUGUUGUAUCUGCCAUCCACUACAUGAGGGAAAAACCUGAGGAUUAUGUUGAUACUUCCUACUGGACAAAGACAUACUUGGCCAUCUACUCAAACACCAUCAGCCCUGUAAAUGGAAUGGAUCUUUGGGAAAGGACUGAUGAUGCUGCAAUUCUUCCUCCUCAGUACAACAGACAGCCUGGUAGGCCAAAAACCAAGAGAAUUAAGGAUGCUUCAAAGAAAGCUACUGAGGGAACCAAGCUGGGAAGAGCUAAGGGAACCAAAAAGCCUCCUUUGACAAAGAACGAGCUUAGGGCCAAAGUUAUACAGAAAGCAGACAAGAUGAAGAAAAAGAGGGAUGCACAGAAGGCAGCAGCUUUUGCUGCUGCAAAAUCAACCACUGCUAAAGCAGCAACAAAAUCGAGCACAGCUUCAACCACUACCCGUGCUGCUACAGCAAACAGUAAAGCUUCUGCCUCUGCAAAGUCUUCAACACCCAACAAGAUCAUCACAGAGGAUUAG
Messenger RNA from Rosa rugosa (rugosa rose), 1332 nucleotides. RefSeq lists its product as uncharacterized. Lineage: Eukaryota; Viridiplantae; Streptophyta; Magnoliopsida; Rosales; Rosaceae. The transcript is spliced from 4 exons. Gene Ontology annotation, biological process: DNA transposition. The coding region runs from base 1 to 1332 and encodes 443 amino acids. Gene Ontology annotation, molecular function: transposase activity; DNA binding; zinc ion binding. The record is from RefSeq and is a predicted model, not a curated record.